CCGAAAGCAAGCAUGGCGACGAAAGCUAAGCACCGUAAGAAGUCCAAAGCUGGCAGUAAAGUGACAUUUCGGCCCGCGACAGACGACAUGGAGGCCGACAACAUCGGCGGGGAGGAAGAUGAAGUCCCGGCGGCGGAUGGAGGUGAAGACAGAGGGAAGGAAGAAGGAGAAGAAGAAGAGUUCAACCUGGACGAGGUGUUACGGCUCGGAGGAACGCAGGCCGACUACGCGAUGCUCGCCGCCAUGAACGACUGCAACGAGAUCGUGGACGGGGGAAAGAAAGGAGCGAUCGACGACCUGGAGGAGGGCGAGCUGGAGAGGUUCAUCACCAAGCUCGGCCUCCGGGCGUACGCCGGCGUGCAGGUCGUCCCGGACGAGCCCGAGGACGGCGAGGGGGGAAGUGAAGAGGUCGCCGCAAAGGAAGCGGACGAAGAAAACGACGCCCAGGAGAAAGUAAAGCAGGAGGAGAAACCGAAGGCGAAGAAGCCGAAGAAGCCGAAAGAGAAGAAGAAACCGAACGUCAACGUGUUUGAGUUCCAGCGCCGCUCGGCGCUGCUCGUCCGACCCGGGGGGAAGUGGUUCGACCUGGAGUACGCCGCCGAGGACGCGGGCGCCGAGCAGGACGCGGCGCUGGUGGCCCGGUACGAGGCGCUCGCCCAGCAGCUGUACGAGGCCGACGUGGCGCUCUACAAGAGCAAGAAGAUCCUGCAGAAAGGCGCCAACUCCAACUGGAUGAAGACGGUGGUGUCCUCCGGCGUGCUGGCGGACCGCAUGGCGGCCAUGACGGUGCUCAUCCAGGACGCGCCGGUGCACACGCUGGAGCACGUGGAGAACCUGGUGGCGAUGGUGAAGAAGAAGGGCAGCCGGCGGAUGGGCCUCAUGGCGCUGGACACGCUGCGCGAGCUGCUGCUAUCCGACCUGCUGCCCGAGGCCCGCAAGCUCCGCCCCUUCGCCCAGCGCCCCUUCCACCUGCUGGAGGAGAAGGCGAGCGGCAACCGGGACUCUCGCGACCGCCGCCUCGUCCUCUGGUACUUCGAGCACCGCCUGCGGCGCCACGUGGCGGAGUUCGUGGCGGCGCUGGACGACGUGGCCCACGACACGGUGGCGGCCACCAAGGCGAAGGCGCUGGCCGCCGCCCACGAGCUGCUGUGCGGCCGGCCGGAGCAGGAGCGGGCGCUGCUCGGCCAGGUGGUCAACAAGCUGGGCGACCCCGAGUACCGGACGGCCGCCAAGGCGGCGCACCUGCUGGAGGCGCUGCUGCGCCGCCACCCCAACAUGAAGGCGGUGGUGUGCGGCGAGGUGGAGCGCCUGGUGUUCCGGGCCAACGUGAGCGCCAAGGCGCAGUACUACGCCGUGUGCUUCCUCAGCCAGGUGCGGCUCAGCCACGGCGAGGCCGCGCUCGCCGCCAAGCUGGUCGCCGUCUACUUCUCGUUCUUCCGCGCCUGCGUGAAGAAGAAGGACGUGGAGUCCAAGAUGCUGAGCGCGCUGCUGUCGGGCGUGAACCGGGCGUACCCGUACGCCGGCGCCGCCGACGCCGCGGUGCGCGAGCAGCUGGACACGCUGUUCCGCGUGGUGCACCUGGUGCGCUUCAACACGGCGGUGCAGGCGCUCAUGCUGCUGCUGCAGGUCAUGGACUCACAGCAGAGCGUCUCCGACCGCUUCUACACGGCGCUCUACAGGAAGCUCCUGGACCCCGGCCUGGCCUCCUCCUCCCGCCAGAGCAUGUUCCUCAACCUGCUCUACAAGUCCCUGAAGGCCGACGUCGUGCUGCGGCGCGUCAAAGCCUUCAUGAAGCGGCUGCUGCAGGUGAGCGGCGAGCAGAGCGCCGGCUUCACCUGCGGGGCGCUGUUCCUGGUGUCAGAGGUCAUGAAGGUCAAGCCGGGCCUCCGGCUGCUGCUGCUGCAGGACCGGGAAGGAGAGGAAGAGGAGUUCAAAGACCUCGCUGAGGAAGAUGACGAUGAAGAGGAGCGCUUUGUGGACGCCGACAAACUGGAGGAAGGCGCGAGUGCAACGCCGGAGGCGGAGAAGCCCGAGGAGGCGAAGCCCGCUGCAUCAUGGGUACACCACCAGAACCUGGAGGGAGGGAAGGGCGCCAAGAGCUACGAGCCGCUGCACAGGAACCCGUUGUACUGCGGCGCCGACCACGCAACCUUAUGGGAAAUGCAGAGGCUCUCCGUGCACUUCCACCCGUCCGUGUCGCUGUUUGCCAAAACGCUGCUGGAGGGGGGCGCCGUGCAGUACUCCGGGGACCCGCUGCAGGACUUCACCCUCAUGCGGUUCCUGGACCGGUUCGUCUUCAGGAACCCGAAGCAGCCAAAGGACAGACCGCUGAUGCCCAAACAGAGGUUCCCACUCAAAACGUUACCAGUGAACUGUGAGGAGUUUCUGUCUAAAGAGGAACACCAGAUCCCCGUGGAGGAAGUCUUCUUCCAUCGUUUCUUCAAGAAGCAGCAGCAGGUGAAGCAGCGGCGUCGUCAUGGCGACGGAGACAACGAGAGUGUCCAGGACGUGGACGACGAAGAGUUUGAGUUGAUGCUCGAUUCCUGUGAGGGAGACUCGUACUUCACCGAGAUGCCGGUCGAUAAUCUGGACUUUGCCGGAAACGUGAAGAGCAAGAAGAGGAAGAGGAGCGGCGAGGAGUCCGAGGAGUCUGACGUGGACGACCUGGACGACGAGGAGGUGUCCCUGGGCAGCAUGGACGAGGAAGACUUCGGGGACGAGCUGGAGGAGGAAGGAGGCGCCUUCGUGGACCUCGGAGGAGACGACGAUGAAGAAGUUCCGGAGCUCGACGACGACUUCAGUGACGAGGCGGUCCCAGACGUCGCUCCUCGAGCCAAGAAGGGGAAGAGGAAAUCCUCCGAGGAGCUCGGAGCGUCGGAUUCUAAACCGGGGAAGAAGAACAAGAGGAAAGAUUCCGCCAUGUUUGCUUCUGCUGAAGAGUUCGGCUCUCUGCUGGACGAGAACGCCGGCUCCAAGUUCGACAACAUCGGCCUCAACGCGAUGGCCAACACCGACAAAGCCGGCCUGAAGCAGCUCAAGUGGGAGGCGCGGCGAGACGACUGGAUGCAGGACCGCGACGCCAAGACGAUGCGCCGCAAGAAGACGGCGUUCAACAAGAAGAAGAUGUUCGGCAACAGGAAGAGGAAGUAGACGUUCCUUUCUUCAUUCCCGUUCGCCCGCCCAAGCCUCGCGGUCCCUCUCUCGGACGCCGUAGAGCCCCGCCCACUCGUUGGACUGGUAGUAAACUGGGAACGCACAAGAAGAAAACUGGUUCAGCGAAACCAAAGACUUUGAUACCCGAUGUUGUGAGAGACUUUAGAUUAACAUUUUAUGAUGUCGUCUUUUCUCCGUUUGCCCUUAUGGUGUAUUUAUCAGAAGUCGUCAUUAAAUAUUUACAAAAAUCCUGGAAAAAUUAAUGUCAUUGAUUAAAUAAAGUAUUUUUAAUUAA
This is a messenger RNA of Pseudoliparis swirei, 3448 nucleotides long. RefSeq names its product CCAAT enhancer binding protein zeta (gene cebpz). Bases 13 to 3150 code for a protein of 1045 amino acids. NCBI's taxonomy places the organism in Eukaryota, Metazoa, Chordata, Actinopteri, Perciformes, Liparidae. The transcript has 17 exons. Gene Ontology annotation, cellular component: nucleus. The record is from RefSeq and is a predicted model, not a curated record.